AUGGCGGCCCUCGCUCAUUAUCUGGUGCUUCCCACUCUCAUUCUUGCCCCGGCGAUGCACAUGCAGACCCAACGCAGAGAGCACUCCUCCACCACUCGUCCCGUGCCUCGCAUGUGGCGCCUGCUCACCGGCCAGCACCUCCAGCGACAGUCCCUUGGUACAUUGCCGCCGGGUGUGCGAGCUGCGCUGACGCUUUCCAUCCCCGGCUCAGGCUCCGUGUCAGGCCACAUCGGGAACCCUCGAUGGAACAGUACUGAUGGCUUGACGUCUGUGUGUGUGGGUGAAACCCCAUCAGAAGGGAAAGAGAAACAAGAGAGCGAUUCAUGA
Mytilinidion resinicola is the source of this 327-nucleotide messenger RNA. RefSeq lists its product as uncharacterized. Lineage: Eukaryota; Fungi; Ascomycota; Dothideomycetes; Mytilinidiales; Mytilinidiaceae. The record is from RefSeq and is a predicted model, not a curated record. Bases 1 to 327 code for a protein of 108 amino acids. The transcript is spliced from 2 exons.